Molecule: messenger RNA, 1653 nt
Organism: Euleptes europaea (tarantolino)
Lineage: Eukaryota; Metazoa; Chordata; Lepidosauria; Squamata; Sphaerodactylidae
Product: zinc finger protein 271-like
Exons: 3
Coding region: 1-1653 (550 amino acids)
Source: RefSeq, a predicted model, not a curated record
AUGUCAGGUGAUGGGCAGGUGAGCGAAAGAGAGGAGGCCCACUUUCCCCUGGAUGGCUCUGAGUCCGAGGAACUAAAUGGGACAUCCUUAGGAGAAGACAACUGGACCAUUUCUCAAUUUGAUGAGAUGGGAGAGACAUCCAGCAAUCAUCAGGCAUCAGGCAAACAUGAGGGAAGCUACCAAAAGAACAGAAUGGACAUUCCUGUCCCACCUUACAAAGUGGACAACUGGGAGCGGAAGGAACCCAGAAUCCGGGCAAGAAUCUACAACUAUGGGGGACUGAAGAUGUGCAUGGACUGUGGGAAAACCUUCAAGCAGAGCUCAAGUCUGUACAGGCACCGGAGGCUCCAUACCGGAGAGAAACCCUAUAGCUGUCCAGAGUGUGGCAAAAGCUUCAGCCGGAAGUCUCACCUCAUUGCCCACGAGAGGACUCACACAGGGGAGAAACCCUACGACUGCGCAGAGUGUGGGAAAAGCUUCAGCCGGAAGUCUCACCUUACCACGCAUGAGAGAAUUCAUACGGGAGAGAAGCCCUAUAAAUGUGGGGAGUGUGGAAAAUGUUUCAGUCAGAGUUCAGCCCUUGUGGCACAUGAGAGAUCCCAUACUGGUGAGAAGCCAUUUAUAUGCCUGGACUGUGGGAAGAACUUCCAUCGGCGGUCAGGCCUUUCGGCACACGAGAGGACCCACACGGGAGAGAAACCAUAUAGAUGCACAGAGUGUGGGAAGAGUUUUAGUCAAAGCUCAGGACUUCUGGCCCACGAGAGAACCCACACAGGGGAGAAACCAUACCGGUGCACAGAGUGUGGGAAAAGCUUUUGUGAACGCACGGCUCUAGUUAGACAUUUGAGAACCCACACAGGGGAGAAACCAUAUACAUGUGCAGAGUGUGGUAAGAGCUUCAGUCAGAGCUCCGGCCUUUUGGCACAUGAGCGGACUCACACCGGAGAGAAACCAUACAAAUGCUCGGACUGCGAGAAAAGCUUCGCCCACCGCUCUGACCUUCUCAGACAUCAGAGAAUCCUGAAACGAGGAAAGCCAUACAAAUGCUCUGAGUGUGGUAAAUGUUUUGGCCGGGGCUCUGACCUCCUCCAGCAUCAGCAAAUCCACACAGGAGAGAAACCUUAUAAGUGCACUUAUUGCGGGAAGUGUUUCAGUUGGCGGUCGAACCUUAUUAAGCACAACAGAACCCACACUGGGGAAAAACCCUACAAGUGUUCAGACUGUGGGAAAAGCUUCAGCAUUAACUCUCAGCUUAUAAGGCACAAAAGGAUCCACACGGGUGAGAAGCCCUAUCAUUGUGCAGACUGUGGCCGAAGCUUCAAUCAGAUAGCGUCCCUCAUUUCUCACAGGAGGACCCACACGGGAGAGAAGCCCUAUGAAUGCUCUGAGUGUGGAAAGUUUUUUGGCACAAGGACGACUCUCAUCAUGCACAGACGGGUGCACACGGGAGAGAAACCGUAUCGGUGUGCAAACUGCGGGCAGAGCUUCAGUCAGAGGACGCAUCUGGUCAUACACGAGAGGACCCAUACUGGAGAGAGACCGUACAAGUGCUCCCAGUGCGUGAAAAACUUCACUUCCAGUUCGGACCUUAGGAAACACCAAAGGGUGCACAUUGGAGAGAAGCCAUUAAAGUGUCCGGUACUGAAAGCAUGA